AUGGUGGUGGCACCUCCCGAUGUGGAGCACGGCUCCAGGGCGCAGGGCUUCAGUGGCUGCGGCCCCCCGGCCCUGGAGCACGGGCUCCGCAGCGGCCGCGCACAGGCCAGUCUCUCUGUGUCAGGCGGCGCGAGAGCUGNCCCUGCCCGCGGACGUCCGGUGUCCGACCCCAGGCAGGCCUUCCCGGCUAACCGUGUCUUGGUCCUCUCUGCAGGAGGCUUCGAUCGCUUUCAAGCCUGCUGCCCCGAUCUGUGCUCUGAGUCCCCGGUCCCCGCGAUGACGCCUGACAACAACGACAUGAACCGCUCCGACUCCAGGGCUCCCUCUUAUGACCAGGGUGGCCCCGUGGAGAUCUUGCCCUACCUCUACCUGGGCAGCUGCAGCCACUCGUCAGACCUGCAGGGGCUGCGGGCUUGCGGCAUCACCGCCGUGCUCAACGUCUCGGCCAGCUGCCCCAACCACUUUGAGGGCCUUCUGCGCUACAAGAGCAUCCCUGUGGAGGACAAUCAGAUGGUGGAGAUCAGCGCCUGGUUCCCGGAGGCCAUUGGCUUCAUUGACUCAGUGAAGAACAGUGGGGGCCGCGUGCUGGUGCACUGCCAGGCGGGCAUCUCGCGCUCCGCCACCAUCUGCCUGGCGUACCUGAUACAGAGUCGCCGCGUGCGGCUGGAUGAGGCCUUUGACUUUGUGAAGCAACGCCGGGGAGUCAUAUCCCCCAACUUCAGUUUCAUGGGGCAGCUGCUGCAGUUUGAGACUCAGGUGCUCUGUCACUGAGGCUGGGCCCCACCGUGCUGACCCCACCAGGGUGGGGGCUCACAAAGCUCUGAUUCCUGGGGACAGCUGGGGCCCCAGGUCCCCACGGCCCCUCCCACCUCAGGGACAGUGGCCCCUUUGGGGUUUGAGAAGCCUCCAGGAGGCACUGGAAACGCGGGGCUGCUGGACUUUCUCACCUGGUGCUCUUCUGCUGGGGGUUGAGGGCCAGCCCUCAUCCUCAUCCCGGAAGGAGGUUGGAAGGCGUGCCUGCUUCCCUCCUCCCCUGCCCCCUGGCAGAAACUAACUGGACUCUACACCCUCGACUCCCACUCGUCCCACCACCCCGUUGGAGCUCUUGGCAGCCUGAGGGCUUUGAGGAACAAGCUGUGACAACCAGGGCCCCUUUCUAGGGGGUGGUCCACCCCGGGGCCUGGAGCCUGAACCCUGUGCCGGGGCUCCGGGAAGUGACGCCGUUGCUGGGUCUGAACUUCUUGCUUGCGUGUGUGCGCAGGAGCGUUUCACGCCUGUGUUGGCGCUGGAAAGUUAUUUGUGUUCAACUGACAUUUAACACUCCCUCCUCCACUUCCUCCCAGCCCUGUGGGCAGCAGGGAGGGUGGGGGGUUUGGAAACUUAGCACUUUAUAUUUAUACGGAACAUUGAGGAUGUGUCAAUAAAAUAUUGUUUUGUUUAAGAAA
Odocoileus virginianus texanus is the source of this 1445-nucleotide messenger RNA. Lineage: Eukaryota; Metazoa; Chordata; Mammalia; Artiodactyla; Cervidae. The record is from RefSeq and is a predicted model, not a curated record.